AUGUCUACACACUCUGCAGUUGCGACAGUAGCCAAGAAAGCACGUCUUGGCAUAAUCCAAGUUCCUACUGCUACUCCAGUAGAGCAGCAAGUCCGUGUCCGUGUCGAGUGGACAGCUUCUACGCCCUUGGACCUUCAUCAGAACGAUGGCGCUUUGCUCGUGAAGCAUCCCCAAGUUCUUGGUGACAGUGUAGCUGGUACAGUAGUCGAAUUGGGGCCAGAUGCUAAGAGACUACAAGUUGGGGAUAAGGUCUUCGGCUUCACCUGGAGGACUCAAGUAGAAAAGGCUCAUCAAGAAUUCUGCACAACAGACGAAUGGCUCUUGGCGAAGUUACCAGACGGUUUCACUCUGGCCGAAGCUGUAACGUUACCCAACAACUUCGUGACAGUAUUCCAUUCCUUCACAGCCGAUCUGGCUCUCGAAAUGCCCUGGCCAAAGAACGAGUCUUAUGUGCCAGGUAAUGUUGAUGUACCGAUAUUAAUCUGGGGUGGCUCCUCGUCCGUCGGCCAGUUCGCCAUCCAGAUUUUGCACUACUACGGCUAUAGGAACAUCCUGACAACGGCGUCUCGAAAGCACCACGAGAAACUACGCAACCUUGGUGCAACCCAAGUAUUCGAUUACAAUAGUGCAGAUGUUGUUGCAUGCAUUUCAAACGCUGGUGGUGACGAGGGCAUUCCUUUGAUUUAUGACUGCAUCGGCAGCCAGAGCGGUAGCAUCGCACCAAUCGCCAAGAUCGCGAAACCUAGAUCGAAGGUUGCAAUACUGCUACCGGUGAUAUUGCGCGAUUCAACCGAGACGCAGGAUCCAGAAUAUGAGAUGGAUGUGGGCAAAGUGGCAGAGUGGAGCGAUGGUGUCGACGUCAGGGGCGUGCGAACGCACUUCUACCUAAACCCCGACAUCAUGCCCGCUAUGUUGAAGGCCGGUGUCGUGACACCACAGAAGCAAAGGAUGAUAGAUGGUGCGACACUGCUGGAGAGAGCACAAAAUGCGAUGGACAUGCUGAGACGUAAAGACGUGAGUAUGGAACGCCUUGUGUGGCGCGUCAGUGAGACGUAA
This is a messenger RNA of Alternaria postmessia, 1056 nucleotides long. RefSeq lists its product as uncharacterized. The transcript is spliced from 3 exons. Bases 1 to 1056 code for a protein of 351 amino acids. Gene Ontology annotation, molecular function: oxidoreductase activity, acting on NAD(P)H. Lineage: Eukaryota; Fungi; Ascomycota; Dothideomycetes; Pleosporales; Pleosporaceae. The record is from RefSeq and is a predicted model, not a curated record.